CAGUCCGCGGCCACCGCUGUCCAUCGCGGGGCUGUCCCCGGGGGCCCAGCCAUGGCCGGCCGGGGUUGCGGCUGCGGCCCGGGCCCCCUGAAUGAGGACAACGCGCGCUUCCUGCUGCUGGCCGCGCUCAUCGUGCUGUACCUGCUGGGCGGCGCUGCCGUCUUCUCGGCGCUGGAGCUGGCGCACGAGCGCCAGGCCAAGCAGCGCUGGGAGGAGCGGUUGGCCAACUUCAGCCGCCGCCACAACCUGAGCCGCGACGAGCUGCGUGGCUUCCUCCGGCACUACGAGGAGGCCACCGAGGCCGGCAUCCGCGUGGCCAACGCCCGCCCGCGCUGGGACUUCACCGGCGCCUUCUACUUCGUGGGCACCGUGGUGUCCACCAUAGGGUUUGGGAUGACAACUCCAGCAACAGUAGGAGGAAAAACCUUUCUGAUCUUUUACGGCCUCAUUGGGUGUGCAAGCACCAUCUUGUUCUUCAACCUCUUCCUGGAGCGCCUGAUCACUGUCAUCGCCCACGUCAUGAGACUGUGCCACCAGCGGCAGCUCCGGAGACGAGGGGCCCUGGCCCCGGAGAGCCCGAAGAACCCGGGGAAGCACGAGGUGGGCGGCCCGGCUGGCUGGAAGCCCUCCGUGUACUACGUCAUGCUGAUCCUGUGCACGGCCUCCCUGCUCAUCUCCUGCUGCGCCUCCGCCAUGUACGCCUCCAUCGAGGGCUGGAGCUACUUCGACGCGCUCUACUUCUGCUUCGUGGCUUUCAGCACCAUUGGCUUCGGGGACCUGGUCAGCAGCCAGAACGCCCAGUACGACAGCCAAGGCCUCUACCGCUUCGCCAACUUCGCCUUCAUCCUCAUGGGCGUCUGCUGCAUCUACUCCUUGUUCAACGUCAUCUCCGUCCUCAUCAAACAGUCUGUGAACUGGAUGCUGAGGAAGAUGGGCGGUGGGUGCCGUCAGCAAUGCCGGAGGAGACUGUUGCGGUCGCGGAGGAACGUGGUGAUGCCGGGCCACGUCCAGAACCAGUGCAGCAUCUCCAUAGAAGCAGAUAGGGUGACGGAGAGCGACGCAGACGGGCGGCGUCUCUCAGGGGAGAUGAUCCCCAUGAAGGACUUCUUGGCGGCCAGCAAGGUGUCACUAGCCAUCCAACAGAAGCAGCUGUCUGAAACAGCCAACGGCUGCCCCCACCGGGCCAGCACGCUGUGCAGGGACAGUGAAUUCUCAGGGGGCGUGGGGGCCUUGGCCAUAAUGAAUAACAGGUUGGCAGAGACCAGUGAGGACAGGUAGGAGCAGGGAGUGGCCAGGGGUCCUGGAGGCCGAGGGGACUGACAUCUGGCCCCCCCCUGUGUGGGGCUGGCUUCACUCGGGAGCUCUUCUCUGCCUCUUCAAGCCCAGUUCCAACGAACGGCCAUCUUCCCAGGCUGUGGGAACCUGAAGCCUCACGGCCUUCCUCCUUAUCUUUACACUUUAAAGUCUUAAAAAUGACUCACAAAAGUAGCCUAAGACAUUACAUUGUUUCUGUACUCAUCUUGCCCCAGGUUUAUAACUGCCUGAAGGAGGAAAGGUUUAGGUAAGGCUUGGUUUCCUGCUGAUCUAUUUUUCAUUUGGAAAUCAGAAUCCUGGAGACCCUAAUUUUCCCCUGGAACUCUAAAUGGCUGAAUGUACUGCCUCUCCCAGUCCUUUCAAAAACGGGGGGCGAGGGAUUUUGAAUAAGUGUCUGGGCUCUGGGCUUCCUUCAAAGCAGAUUUGUCCGUAGUGCCAUGUGUAGGGAAACCCCCUCUUCUUAUACCUGCUUCUCUGCUGUUUGUGUUUCCUUGCCUUUAUUUUUAAGAUAUUAAUGACAGACUGAGGUGUCUGUGGAACCUAAAUUCAGUUUCAGGCCUUUAAACUACAGCACAGUAGUGGCGAAAUACACUUUUGUAACUAAAGGAGACAACUUAACAUUUUCCCGCUGAACAAUCACAGAGACUAUUUCAUUUUUACCAGGGCCUGGGGCCCACUGCAAAGAUAAUGGCUAUUUAUUACAACUGAAAGUUGAAUAAAUCCUC
This is a messenger RNA of Manis pentadactyla (Chinese pangolin), 2039 nucleotides long. It is a transcript of the gene KCNK13, whose product is annotated as potassium two pore domain channel subfamily K member 13. The coding region runs from base 52 to 1278 and encodes 408 amino acids. NCBI's taxonomy places the organism in Eukaryota, Metazoa, Chordata, Mammalia, Pholidota, Manidae. Gene Ontology annotation, molecular function: potassium ion leak channel activity. The record is from RefSeq and is a predicted model, not a curated record. Gene Ontology annotation, biological process: potassium ion transmembrane transport; stabilization of membrane potential. The transcript has 2 exons. Gene Ontology annotation, cellular component: membrane.